AUGUACCAGGAAAAGGAGGAUGUCCAAUCGAAGAUCGAUAAAAAUAAGUUCGAAACGUCGAUCAGUGAGUUGAAGAAGAAAUCUUUUGUUACUGCGGCUGAUUUGGAGAGUUUUGCAGACAAUGACCUCACGCCAGAAUACCUUAAUGCCUAUAGACGGUCUCUGGAAAACCCAGAGGCAUUUUGGGGCGAAGUCGGCAAAGAAUUGGAGUGGACACGACCCUGGGAUAGAGUACUCGAUGAAAGCAACCCACCUUUCACUAAAUGGUUCGUCGGCGGCGAAAUGUCCGUAUGCUACAACGCGGUAGACCGCCACGUCGCCCACGGGCGUGGUGAACAAGUGGCUUUGAUACACGACUCACCCCUAACGGAUACUGUCAAAAGAAUCACGUACUUGGAGCUCCAAGAUCAGGUAUCGCGCUUGGCCGGUAAAUUGUCUUCACUAGGAGUGACACGUGGUUCUCGCGUCGUUAUUUACAUGCCACUUAUCCCAGAAGCUGUUAUCGCGAUGCUGGCCACUAACAGGAUUGGCGCCAUACAUUCUGUUGUUUUUGGAGGUUUCGCGGCUAGAGAACUGCGAACCCGAAUAGAACACGCCGAACCUACAGUGAUCAUUGCUGCCAGCUGUGGAGUCGAACCGAACAAAAUUGUCCGGUAUAAAGAUAUAUUAGAUGAAGCGCUCUGCCAAAGCUCCCACCAGCCUCACAACUGUAUCAUUUUUCAACGGCGUCGCGUUCUGGAGUGUCCUUUAGAGAAGAACCGGGACAUCUGUUGGGAUGUCGCCAUGAAGAGCGAUCCUGUACCCUGCGUGUCAUUGGAAGCUAAUGAACCUCUAUACAUAUUGUAUACGUCAGGUACAACAGAUUCCCCUAAGGGGCUCCAACGACCCUGCGGCCACGCUGCCACAGUCUGUUGGUCAAUGCAUUCCAUUUACGGCCUAAAACGAGGAGUGUGGUGGGCGGCAUCGGAUUUGGGCUGGGUUGUUGGACAUUCCUAUAUAUGUUACGGUCCAUUAUUAGCUGGACUAACAUCUGUUCUAUAUGAAGGGAAACCAGAUAGGACGCCUGAUCCGGGCCAGUACUUUAGGAUAAUUGAACAACACAGAGUUAAUGCUCUCUUCACGAUUCCAACGGUAUGCAGGGUGUUGAAGCGGGCUGAUUCGAAUGGUAAAUACGCGAGACGAUAUUGCAUUAAGACGUUGAAGACUGUCUUCGUUGCUGGAGAGCAUUGUGACCAGGAUACUAGGCAUUGGGCAGAGCGCACGUUCGGCGUACCAGUACUUAACCACUGGUGGCAAUCAGAGUCCGGUUCUCCGAUAACAGCAGCUUGUCUUGGGUUUGGAGUGAAGGGUAUCAGGCCACAUUCAGCAGGGUACCCGGUUCCGGGGUAUGAUUUAAGAGUUUUAAAAGAAGACGGCUCGGAAUGUCAAUCAGGAGAAGUCGGGAGAUUAGUGUCUAAACUACCACUGCCUCCUGGUUUUUCUUCAACCUUGUGGAACGCUGAUGACAGAUUUAAGAAAGUCUACUUCGAAAACUAUCCCGGUUUCUAUGACACACAAGACGUCGGAUGGAUUAGCGCAGAAGGUGCCGUGUGGGUAGUCGCAAGAGCUGACGACGUCAUCAAUGUCGCCGGGCACCGCCUCUCGACAGCGGCUAUUGAAGAUGUCGUGUUGAAACACGCUAGAGUCGCCGACGCUAUGGUAGUGGGCGCGCCGGAUCCUACAAAAGGGGAUGUGCCCUUAUGUCUGUAUGUAAUGCGGCCUCCUCAGGAUGACGAAGAAAUGAUAUCCGAAGAAACCGUAACUCAAGAACUGAUCGCCCUCGUCCGUCAUUUGAUUGGACCGAUAGCUGCAUUCAGAAAAGCUGUAGCCGUACCAGCUCUACCACGCACAAGAUCUGGUAAAGCGCUCCGAGGCGCUGUCGCUAAACUGGCUAGGUCCCUACAUAUUAAACUACCCGCAACUAUCGAAGACGCAUCCGUAUUUCCUGAAAUUAAACUCGCUUUACAAAAAUGCGGGUAUGCUAUAGACGCACCGGAUCCAGAAACGAAUUGA
Molecule: messenger RNA, 2052 nt
Organism: Leptosia nina
Lineage: Eukaryota; Metazoa; Arthropoda; Insecta; Lepidoptera; Pieridae
Source: the annotation of a GenBank genome assembly